Ambispora leptoticha is the source of this 1234-nucleotide messenger RNA. The record is from the annotation of a GenBank genome assembly. Lineage: Eukaryota; Fungi; Glomeromycota; Glomeromycetes; Archaeosporales; Ambisporaceae.
AUGGCAUUAACAUUAAACAUACCUUCUAUCACUAACAUAAGUUAUCCCAUCGAAGUUAUUUGUAAACCAAGCGAAAAUGUGUGCUAUUGUGAUUGGAGGGUACAAAUUGAGGUAUUCCAUGAUGUGACUUUCACAUUGUCCCUGGCAGGAAUGGCCAUUUAUCUGAUUGGCUUAAUUUACACAAUUCCAAAAUCACAUGAAGCUCCGCGACAUUAUAAUAUGAAUCGACAAUUAAAUCAUGGACAUUCGAGAGGAGUUUGGGUGCCUCGCCCUGCCAUUGUCGACGCUUUCGGAUUUUUUGUGCUCCUUGGUCCCAUUGUAUCAUUAAACACUUUUGCUAUUCUGUGUGGCUUCUUUCUUGAUCAUGACAAGGAGACUCUUUAUAAAAUAUUUAUCGUAAUCCAUUAUGUAUCUUGGAGUUUCUUUUGUUGGAUAUUGAUUUGUGGUAUAUUGUAUUUUGGAAAGCAAUUGACGUCAAUCUUGAUAAAACACAUACAGGAUACCAAAGAAGCGGGGAGAGCCACCCCUUUAAAAGUUAAUCGAUUAGAAUAUGGCUUAAGAAAGCUGAAAUGGGUGCUUUACCUCUUACUGGGAACUCUAUUAUUUUUUGCUACAACAUCAAUAGCAUUCGCGUGCUUUCGUGAAUUUAUUUUGAUUGCUCCAAUCGUUUCCCACACGCUAGCCAUAUUUUGGGUAUUACUCGUGCCCGUUGUAAAUGUCGUCAUCGUGACGGUCCUGGCACAUGAAAUAAGCAAUAAAGAGGAACCAGUACAUAUUCUUCGUCAAUCAACUUUUGCAUCUCGUUAUUUACAUACAAUGCCGCCUAGUCAUCAUCUUUCACACCAUUCCUCUCAUUUCAAAUCGGAAAAUUUUCUGUCCACAAUUUCAAAAACGGAUGCACCUAAUUCAAUAUAUCACAAACCUAAUGUAUCUUCCUCAGUUGGUCAAAUAAGUCCAAUACAGCUACCAGCUAUGUAUGGCGAGGAUUCUAAAAUAUCAGAAGCCAAUAUAGACUCUAGACAUCAAACGGAAUCUUAUAGUCAGACUAAUUCAAUCAAGCAAGAGCGCCCAACAAUCAUUCCUUUGGCCCCUGUACAUUUAUUAAUGUCAUCAAUGCCACAAGAUUUGUCUUCAAAUCAAUCAUCAUAUUUACCUAUAGGAUUUCGAGCUAUGGGUGAAACUGUCACAUUUGCAACUUUAGGUGCUGAUGUACAAAUAGUUAAUGAAUUUGCUG